AAGCGGGCGGGAAUAAGUAUGUGUGGUUUGGGAGUUUGGAAGGCAGUCGGACGGCCAGCAGGCAGGCACAGGAAGUUGUCCUUGAGGAAUUUUUCUGACUGUAAUGGAAAAUGCUGAGGCUCGGGCAGGCGUGUUCAGGACUGUAGGGUGGAACAACCAUAACUCAUGUUAAGUAAGAUUUAGUAACACCUUUUAAUCAGAGCUCUCCGGCUGAGUUUGAGGACAGACACGGAAUUAACGGUCAAAUCAAUGAGUUCUGCGGACCACCGACGUAACGUUGGAGCAGCGUACAAGAAUGGAGGGGGAAAGGUGAGAGGAUUUGUCCAAAAAGUCCAUUCUCCUCCCCCAUCCCUUAAUGAUUCACUGGAGGGAGAAAUUCAGGCCUUUCUCAUCGACGAAGACCAACUCCACACUUAUGAUGACCUCACCAAAGUCAACCCAGUGACGCCAACCACGGUGUUGAAAUGCCUGCAGGCCAGGUACAGUGCGAAGGUGUUUUACACCCAUGCUGGCUGCACGUUGGUGGCUCUUAACCCCUUCCAGCCAAUCCCAGACCUCUACUCUCUGGAUGUGAUGAAAGAGUAUCACUGCGCUCCUCAGCCUCAGGAGUUCAAACCACAUAUCUUUAUUGUGGCGGAAGAAGCCUACAGGAAUGUCCGGGGCCAGCUGGUGCCAGUGAACCAGUCUUUGGUGGUCAGCGGUGAGAGUGGUGCAGGAAAGACAUGGACAUCUCGUUGCCUGAUGAAAUACUAUGCCACGGUGGCAGCAUCCUCCUCAGUGGUGAAGAAUCAGGACACAGUGGAGAGAAUAGAGAGGAGGGUGCUGGACUCCAACCCCAUCAUGGAAGCUUUCGGCAAUGCCUGCACGCUACGGAACAACAACAGCAGUCGCUUUGGAAAGUACAUCCAGCUCCAGUUGGACAGGUGUCAGCUGUUAGUGGGGGCAUCAGUACAGACAUAUUUGCUAGAGAAGACCAGGGUGGCCUGUCAACCAGCCAAUGAGAGGAACUUCCACAUCUUUUAUCAGAUGACGAAAGGGGCCACAGACGAGCAGAGAAAGGAGUGGAAGAUGUCUCGUGGCCAGAGUUUUGCUUGGCUGCCAAAUUCUGAAAAAACUGUCGAAGAGGACUGUUUUCAGGAGACCAUUGAGGCGAUGGUUCAUCUGGGCAUUAAUGCAGAAAGGCAGAGACAGAUAUUCAGGAUAUUAGCUGGGAUCCUGCAGUUGGGAAAUGUGAAUUUCUCUUCUUCUUCAGAUGAAUCACAAACCUGUGACCUAGAGGAACUGUCCAAAGACUUCUUGCAGAGGGCUGCUGAGCUGCUGUGCGUCCCUGCUGAGGAGCUUCGGACCUGUUUGAGAGUGAGGAUGUUGAAGGCCGGGAAGCAGAGCGUACUAAAGCCCUGUUCCCAGGCAGAGUGCAGUGUCAGGAGAGACUGUUUGGCCAAAGUCAUCUACGCCCAAUUAUUUGAAUGGCUGGUUACAUUCAUCAACAACAGCAUAUGUGCAGAAGAAUCCACGUGGUGCAACUUCAUAGGAGUUCUUGAUGUGUACGGGUUUGAGUGUUUCCACAUCAAUAACCUGGAGCAGCUGUGUAUCAACUAUGCCAAUGAGAAACUACAGCAGCACUUUGUGGCUCAUUAUCUCCGGGCUCAGCAGGAGGAAUAUGUGUCAGAGGGGUUGCAGUGGUCCUUUGUCAAAUACCAAGACAACCAGAGCUGUCUGGAUCUUAUAGAAGGGAGCCCUGUCAGUGUGUUUUCUCUUCUUAACGAGGAGAGUCGUCUCAAUCGAGCCUCAGACGCAAAGACGUUGAGGAUUCGAAUGGAGAAGGAGCUCUGUAAUAACAGCAACAUCAGCUGGGACAAGUUCAGCAAGGAGCCGCACUUCACUGUGGCCCAUUACGCUGGCAAAGUCAGCUACCGGAUACAGGGGAUUGUGGAGAAAAACAAGGACCCAGUACCACCAGAGCUCAUCAACCUGCUGCAGAAGUCUGACAACCCCCUGCUUCACCAGAUCUUCACUGAUAAGGAGGCUGACAACACAACCAGCAAGGGGCUCAGCAAAGUCACCGUGGUCUCCAAGUUCAAGAACUCUCUGGAGAGCCUGAUGAAGAUCCUCCACACAACAACUCCCCACUACACUCGCUGCAUCAAACCAAACCCGGACUGCAAGCCUAUGACAUUCAAAAAGGAGGAGGUUAUCAUGCAGUUGGAGGCCUGUGGGAUUGUGGAGACCAUCCAUAUCAGCGCUGCUGGUUUUCCAAUAAGAAUUCCCUUCAAAGGCUUCAUGCAACGUUACGGACUGAUUGCAAAAUAUUCAGAUUUCAAGUCAGGCAGUCUUCCUGUUGAUGUGGAGGAUGACGGCAACGAAAUUCUUCGGCAAGAGGUGGAGAAGCUCCUUCAUGCUGUAUUACGACACGAGACGACUGACCCCUUGUGCAACCUUGACAGUGAAAAGCAUAAUUCAUGGGUGCACUGUGGAAGGACUAAAGUUUUUCUUACCCAAUCAAUGCUGGAUUUGCUGGAGGGUCAGAGGAAGAUGAUCCUGUCUCAGUGUGCCUUCACCAUUCAGUGCUGCUGGCUGCGGUACCAGUGCCGCAGACGCAACGUCCGCCGGCAGUCUGCUACCCUGAUCCAAGCAGCCGUGCGGUCCUGGCUGGUCAGGAAGGAGGUCCACAGAUGGAACAGAGCAGCUUCACUCAUCCAGGGAACCUGGAGGAAGUGGAGGGCACUAUUGAAGGCUUUGGCUGAGGCAGAACUGGAUGAUGUGAAGGACCUACAGGAGGACGUGCCAGCACUGAACCCUGUUAUCAGGGAGCGAGGCUCGGUGCAGCUCUCCAACAUCCAGGAGCCUGUCACGGUGCGAGGGUGGCCCAUGGGUCUGGCUCUGGCCUCUGCCCCAUCUAUCACCGUGUCUCUGACAGCCACAGGAUUCCAGAAGAUGAUGUCUGUGAUGGCCUCCCUAAACCUGCCCUCCAGGAAAGGGGAGUAUAAGGUGGAGACCAACCAGUACACGCAGGGGCUCGCCUCCAUACGGGCUCAACCCAAGGGAUCUGUAAAGCUGCACUGUCAGCGAUCUCCACUCCUCUACGCUGACAGGCAACCAGGCAAAAAGUGUGAUGUGACAGGGUUCAACGAGAUCCUGCUAGAGAAAACUUUGUAAGAGCAGAACACUAAGGGCUGAUCUCAUGGACACAGAACAAGGGACAAUCUGGUGCAGAGAUGGACCAGAAGCUACUCCUCCAUAAUCUGACACAGAGGGAACAAACCUGGUAUUUAAACAUGUUUUUUUUGUUUUGUUUUUUUACUAAAUGCAUGUGUUUAAAGUGAUCACUGCAGGUCUGAUUAACUGUUUUUAAGAAUGCCAAAGUUUGUACAAGGGUGAAAAGAAAUGCAAAAACCUGCACCCUGGCAUGAUAACAUUUUAACCUCAUAAGUGGUCAGGUGAAAUCGUGCAGUAGGCUGUGUGCCUGACCAUCUACAACAAAAAAUAUCAUCAGGAUAAGGCAGAGACUAUCUUGUCAACCUUUUGCAGAAUAAGUGCCAUGUGUCCCACACGUAGAAAAUGGGGUGUGAGUCGCAAUUAUGAUGAUGCCACCACAACAGCAGAUGAACCCAGAAUCAUUUUUUAUUUAGUCUUAAAUGAUAACUGGAAUUACAUGUCACCUUCUUAGCACCUUUUUAAAAAACAGACAACUGCAGGUUUUUGUUUUCUCUUUGAAUGUUUGACUGUUGAUCAAAGUGUUGGGCCUUUGACGAGUGCCUUUUUUGAAAUCUACACUCAAAUCGCAAAUGGACUGGUAACGGUAUUUAUUUAGGGUGACUAUUUAUGUGUAGUUCGAUAGAUUUAUUGUGGGUGUAAAAACAUAUUGGUGAUUCAGGUGCACAUACGUUAGCACAUCAUCCGGCAUUUAUUUUGAGUGUAAUUUAUUCUGGAGAAAAAACUAAUCAAGCAAGUUUGCACAUGUAAAGUUCAUGCAGUAUUGCACAUUAAAGCCUGCUCACAUACGGUAACAGACUGACAGGAGUCAUUGACAAGCACACAUGCCUUGUGUGAAACAGGGAAAGAAUGAACCAUGAAUCAUUAGCUGCUUUUUGUUUGAUAAGGGGUCUUUAUACUAUGCACAUUUGCUUAAUGUUGAAUGAAACCACUUUGUUUUAAUCUGCUGCAGUCCAAAGCAUUAAUGCAGGUACUGUGUAACAUACCAAAGUAUUUUUACUCUAGUGUUUUGUGUGGCAGAAUGAACAUGUUAUUAUAGCAUCAGGUUUUCUUAUAUUCGAGAUCUUUUUUUCUAUAACUUUUUCAAAAUAGCAUUUGCGUAACUUAAACCUGACUUUUAUAUACCUAGUUUUAGAUCAGACGCAUCACUGCAGGGACAGUACUUGAUAGAUCUUCCUUUACAUUCAAAGCAAUUCCUGCUCUUUCAAUCUUCUCCAGCUGUAGAUUCACUGAAACUUUAUCAUUUAAUCUAUGUGCUUGUUUGUGUCAGCAGUACCAAGAGAUCAGUGUACAACUUGAAUUCUGUUCAUAUUUAAAUGACUGUUUUGUUAAAAUAAAUGUCAGUGUUGCAACA
Messenger RNA from Acanthopagrus latus (yellowfin seabream), 4567 nucleotides. RefSeq names its product unconventional myosin-XIX. The transcript has 24 exons. Bases 250 to 3156 code for a protein of 968 amino acids. Gene Ontology annotation, biological process: vesicle transport along actin filament; actin filament organization. Gene Ontology annotation, cellular component: myosin complex; vesicle; cytoplasm. NCBI's taxonomy places the organism in Eukaryota, Metazoa, Chordata, Actinopteri, Spariformes, Sparidae. Gene Ontology annotation, molecular function: microfilament motor activity; ATP binding; actin filament binding. The record is from RefSeq and is a predicted model, not a curated record.